Scophthalmus maximus (turbot) is the source of this 2937-nucleotide messenger RNA. RefSeq names its product RAD21 cohesin complex component like 1 (gene rad21l1). The transcript has 14 exons. The record is from RefSeq and is a predicted model, not a curated record. Lineage: Eukaryota; Metazoa; Chordata; Actinopteri; Pleuronectiformes; Scophthalmidae. Bases 251 to 1873 code for a protein of 540 amino acids. Gene Ontology annotation, molecular function: protein binding; chromatin binding. Gene Ontology annotation, cellular component: synaptonemal complex; cohesin complex. Gene Ontology annotation, biological process: synaptonemal complex assembly; replication-born double-strand break repair via sister chromatid exchange; mitotic sister chromatid cohesion.
GCUGACGUCACACCCACUCGGUUCUUGUGUAACUCAUAAAGAAAUUAAUUUUAAUAAACGCUGCAUUAAAAAACACGUGGCGCUGCCAUGUUGUUUACAAGUGACGUACCUGUGAAAAAAACAAAAAACAACCUAGCUUGUUGUAUCGUUAGCUGCUAGCUAACAUCGAGCUAGCAGCUAACUUCGACCGUCGAACUACCGCGACUCGUCCGUUGUUGGUUCUGUGGCAGGUGACGUCCCACCUGCCGACAUGUUGUUCUACACUCAGCUGUUCACGUCCAAGCGAGGACCUCUGGCCAGAAUCUGGCUCGCAGCGCACUGGGAGAGGAAACUCACCAAGGCCCACGUGUUCGAGUGUAACCUGGAAACUACCAUCAGAGACAUCAUGUCCCCAACGAUGACGAUCGGUCUGCGGACGUCCGGUCACCUGCUCCUCGGUGUCGUCAGGAUCUACUCCAGAAAAGCAAAGUACCUGCUCGCAGACUGUAACGACGCCCUGCUGAAGAUCAAGAUGGCGUUCAGGCCAGGUCAGACAGAUCUGCCGGUCGAGGGGCUCGAGGCCACACUGAGGACCAUCACCCUGAUGGAGGAUUUCACUGCGUUCGAUUCCCAGCUGCCUCCUCUGAGUGACAUCGACGUGGUCGACCACUUCUCACUGAACCAGAGUCGACUGGAGGAGAUCACCCUGAAGGAGGAUUUUGGAAACGACUUCCUGACGGACAUUGGAGGCAAGUCCAAGAGCCACCAGCUGGAUAUGAGCUUCCACAGCCUGACGCAGCACGGAGACGCGUUCGGAGACGAGGACAACGUGUUUGACUUAGUUGACUUUCUGACAAACUCCAGUGAUCCUGCUGAGUCGAGCGACUUUGAGACUCGAAAGGAAAAAACAGCAAACGGAACGCUCAGUCGUCAACAAGAUGUUGACGGUAGAGACCCGGUGACGACAGAGACCUCGGCACUGGAUGAGACCACGCUGGUCGUCAAUGACGACGAGGCCUUCGCCCUUGAACCUGUGACCAUCACUCCGAACCCGGAGGAGAAGAAGAAGGGGAAGAGGAAACGCAGACUGGUUGUUGACCAGAGGAAAGAGUUGAGCAACGCGUCGAUCAGAGAGCAACUGUCCGACUACUCGGAUGUGGUCGCCCCGUUGGACAUGGCCCCGCCCACCGUGCAGCUCAUGCAGUGGAAGCAGAGCGGCGGAGCGGCGAGACUCUUCGUACGACCGUGUUCCUCCGUCGCAGCUCUGCAGAUACACGAGAUCUUCACUACGAGGAUUUUCCAGGCGAAAUAUUUUGGCUUUCAUGAGGCGUUGGAGGAGGAGGAGAUGGAGGAGAUGCGUCAGGACCGACGAGAAGUUCAGGGUGAAGUCAGCGGCGUCACCACAGACAACGUCAGUGUCGUGGAUUCGUCCGUCGAUACCGACAGAACUCCCGACGCCGAGCUGACGAGUCACGAUCCAACGAACCAGCGUGAGAAUCACUCGGCGCUCGCUCCAGAUGAGAACAGGUCAGAGUUCACGAAUCCAGAACUUCCAUCAGAAGACUCCAUGUUCGUCCACCCGCCUCACCUGGAGCAGGAGACUCCGCCCACUUCCCUCAACACUCAGCCGGUGCAGGAUAGUCUGGACUCUGAGGAGAGGAGGAUCACCAGACGAGCUCACCAGCUCCUCGACUGUCUGAAGAGUCAGAGUGUGACCUCGUUCAGCCUGCAGACGCUCUGUGAAGGAAACACUCGCUCGCAGGCCGCCGCCACGUUCUUCUGUCUGCUCGUCCUGAAGAAGCAACAGGCACUGCAGCUGCACCAGAGCGCCCCCUACCAGGACGUCCGAGCAUCGCCCGGACCCACGUUCUACCACCAACAAUCAGCUUCAUAAAAUUAAUCAAAAAGUUUCUGAUCCAGGACAGACGGGUCACAUUAAUGUUAUGAGUUAUAAGUUGAUGAUACUGUAUGUCAGGAGACUGUACCAGGGUUUCUGCAGCUCUUUAAAAUCUAUUGAAUUUUAUUUUCUUUAAAAAAAAAGGACACUAAAAGUUAUUAAAAAGUCUUAAAUUUGAUUCACAAAAAUCGUAAAUAUUUCCCUCAUCAGCUGUUUGGUUCAUUAAAGAUAUUUCAUUUAUAUCAUAUAUGAUAAAACCAUCUGAUAUCAACAUUUAGUAACUGAACCCGGCAAUUUCAGUUAAGUUUUGGCAAAAAAAAAUGAAUGAAAAAUGUAUUAGAUUAUCAAAAUAUCUAUUGAUUAAUUACUUUUGGCAAGUCAAAAAAAGAAAUGAAUUUUUUAUUGAUUAAUAUAAGUUAAUCCAGGCCCAGGUCGCAUUAAUGAAAUUGAUUAUAUAAUCGGGAAUUAUUGUUGUAAGCUGCUGGGAAGUACUGGAAAUAUUCAUAAAUAAUUAAAGUCUAUAUCGCCGCUUCUGGUUCUCAGGUUUGUUGAUGAGACGAAUAUUAAAGGGUUUUUUUGUGGUAUUAAAAAAAAAAAACUUGCAUUUAAUUUGGUGAACCUGCGGAAACCCUGAGUGUGUGUGUGUGUGUGUGUGUGUCUGUCUGUCUGUCUGUGUCUCUCGGAGUGUGUGUGUUAAAAAUUGUACAUAUUCUUUGUUCUUGUCACUUUUUCCUUUGUGAGAAACGGAUGAUUGAAUGUAUUUAUUGUUUUAAAAGUGAUGAUAUAUCUACUGUAUCUCAGGUUAUGCGUCAUGUUCAGUGUUUUCCUCCAGUUCCUCUCGUUUCUAUUUAUUAAAAAACAACAAACAUUUGUUUUUCAUAAAAUAAAAGAGUUAAAACCCAAACGCUGAGUGUGAGACGUGUUGUCCACCAGGUGGCGCUGCUGUUUUUAUCUGAGAAUUAAAUGUUGAAAAUAAUUUGUAAAAAGGUUUUAUUGAUGUCUGUUCAGUUCACUUCUGUUUCAGGGAAUCAAAUAAAUAUUUGACAUUUAUAUGAAACAAA